AGGUGAUUGCCGCUUGCCGCGUGGCAUGCCCGAAAACCCACGAAAAUCCCCGAUCCGAUGGGACUGACGCGACGAAGCGCCAGUUGCAUGUCGGACUUCGUGCCGGUCGUGUCGUCGCUGUUCCUCGGUUCGAACGUUGGCCGAUAUGGAGAACCAGCAGGUGUGGGUGCGGGACCCCCAGGAGGGUUUCAUAAUCGGCAAAUUCGUGGACAUGGUGGACGGAGAUGCGCUGAUCAUGCCGCUGGAUCCGAAGUAUCCGCAGCGCACCUGCCCGUUGGACGAAGUUUACCCUGCCGGGGAGUACACCAAAGACGUAGAAGACAAUUGUGCUCUGAUGUACCUGAACGAGGCCACGCUGCUGAACAAUAUACGGACACGUUACUUCAAAGACAGGAUAUAUACCUACGUCGCCAAUAUCUUAAUCGCGGUGAAUCCGUACUGCGAGGUCAGAGAUCUCUACUCGCCGAAAACCAUUAAGUCUUAUCAGGGAAAGUCCUUGGGAGAAACGCCGCCGCAUGUUUUCGCCAUUGCCGACAAAGCGUUCAGAGAUAUGAAAGUGCUCAAGCAGUCGCAGAGUAUCAUCGUUUCCGGCGAGUCUGGGGCUGGCAAGACCGAGUCCACCAAGUAUCUGCUUCGGUACCUUUGCGACUUAUGGGGGUCGACGGCUGGACCGAUCGAGCAGAAGAUUCUGGAUGCGAACCCUGUACUGGAGGCAUUUGGGAACGCCAAGACCAAGAGGAACAACAACAGCUCCCGCUUUGGGAAGUUCAUGGAGGUGCAUUUCGACUCGAAAUGCCAGGUGGUCGGCGGUUACAUUUCCCAUUACCUCCUGGAGAAGUCGAGGGUGUGCCUUCAGAGUCCCGACGAGAGGAACUACCAUGUGUUUUACAUGAUGUGCGCCGGGGCGCCGCCCGAGCUCCGCGCGAAACUUGGGAUCACGAAACCGGAUGAUUUUCACUACUUGAGGAACGGUUGCACUCAGUACUUCUGCAACGAGGAGUCGGAGAAGAAGCUGAACGACGUCCAGAAGAGUCGCGAUCAAGUGAUGAAGGGUAGCUUGAAUGACCCCAUUCUGGAUGAUGUCGAAGGGUUCAAUGCUAUUGACCAGGAAAGAGCAACGGCGCUAACGCGACUGGGUUUAACUGAGGCAGAAAGAAUGGAAAUUUAUACGAUGGUGGCUGCAGUACUUCACCUUGGUAAUAUUACAUUCGAAGACAAUCCCGAGGACACGAAGGGUGGAUCCAGAAUAUGCGCUAGCUCUGAGAAGGCAGUGGUGAUGUCUGCCAAAUUGUUGGGCGUCGAUCCUGAAGAGCUCAGGCAAGCUCUGGUCUCCAAGGUCAUGCAGACUAGUCGUGGCGGUAUCAAAGGGACUGUCAUCAUGGUACCGUUGAAGGUUUACGAAGCCAACAACGCCAGGGACGCUCUGGCCAAAGCCAUCUAUAGCAAACUUUUUGACCACAUCGUCGGCCGUAUCAAUAAAAGUAUUCCUUUCAAAGCCUCGAGUUACUACAUUGGCGUCUUGGAUAUUGCAGGAUUUGAGUAUUUUAAAGUGAACAGCUUCGAACAGUUCUGCAUAAACUACUGCAACGAGAAGCUACAGCAGUUCUUUAACGAGAGGAUCUUGAAGUACGAGCAAGACCUUUACGCGAGAGAAUCCCUUAACGUGCCCAAGAUAUCUUACGUCGACAACCAAGACUGUAUAGAUUUAAUCGAGUCGAAGAACAUGGGAGUCUUCAGUCUGCUGGACGAGGAAUCUAAACUGCCAACGCAUAGCUUUGCACACUUCACCAGCGAGGUCCACCGUGUGUGGAAUGGCCACUUCAGGAUAACCUUGCCGCGAACGUCGCGUUUGAAGGCUCAUAGGGAGCUGCGCGAUGACGAAGGAUUCGUGAUUCGUCAUUACGCUGGUGGUGUCUGUUACCAGACGAAUCAGUUCAUAGAGAAGAACAACGACGCACUGCACGCGUCUCUGGAAGCAUUAAUUCAAGAGAGCAACAACAAGUUCCUCAGAACUCAGUUCGCCAACAAUUCGAGCCAGAAGGGGAAACUUACCUUCAUCAGCGUUGGGAGUAAAUUCAAAACUCAGUUGGGAGAGCUUAUGGACAAAUUGAAGAGCAAUGGUACAAAUUUCAUUCGUUGCAUCAAACCGAACAAUGACAUGGUGGAUCACCAGUUCGACGGCAAUAGCAUUCUGGGACAGCUUCGUUGCUCCGGCAUGACUUCCGUGUUGGAGCUUAUGGAGCACGGAUAUCCUAGCAGAGUUCCCUUCCAGGAGCUCUACAACAUGUACAAAUCGUACCUCCCACCGGAGUUGGCCAAACUGGAGCCUAGGUUCUUCUGCGAGGCGCUGCUUCACAGCUUGAAGUUGAACAAGAAAGAUUUCAAGUUCGGCAUCACCAGAGUGUUCUUCAAGCCGGGAAAGUUCGCGGAGUUCGACAAGAUCAUGAAGUCCGAUCCGGAGAACUUGAGGAAGUUGGUGGCCAAUGUGAAGAAAUGGUUGCUCAAGUCGCGAUGGAACAAAAUGCAGUUCUGCGCUCUGUCUGUGAUCAAGCUGAAGAACAAGAUCAUCUAUCGAAGAUAUCACUUGAUCAUUCUGCAGAAGACCAUUAGGAUGUACAUAGCUGAGAAGCAGCAUCGGCCUCGCAUAAAAGGGACCCAGAAGAUCAAGAAUCUGGAGACCCAGUUGAUCGGUAUGGAGGAGACGUCGAAGCAGCUGAAGAACCGCGAGAAGCCUAUGGGCGACAUAAAGAAGCUUAAGAACGAUUUGGAAGCUGCGCUUAAGAGGAUCAAGGACAACGAGAAGAUCAGACCGGCCGAGAUAGAUUCCCUUUACACGAACCUGGUCAAUCAGAUGAACAAACAGAUGGCGUCGCUUCAGGACAUGGUGGUGCAGCAGAAGAUCGCCGAGGAGCAGGCGCGAUUAAGGAAGAUACAGCAGGAGAUGGAACUUGAGAAGCAGAGGAAGGAGGAAGAGGAACGGAAGAAGAGGGAGGAGGAAGAAAACAGACGGAAGAAACAUGACAUCGAAGCGAGAAGAAAGGCGGAGGAGGAGCAGAAGAGGAAGCAAGAACAGGAGGAUCAGAAGGUUGCUGCUGUUCUUCAUGCGCAAAUGGAAAAGGAAGCGUUCGAAGAAACCAGAUUCCGCGAGCUGCUGGAACAAGAAAGAAGAGAUCACGAGUUAGCGGUCAGAUUAGCCCAAGAAUCGAAUGGGCAGGUCGAGGACUCGCCGCUGCCUGUCCGAAGCGGUUCCGAUGUACGAGUACCGUCGAACAACAACAGACUAGCAAGGUCCGAGCAGGUGCGCAAUAACCAGGCAGCUAUGGCUAAUAAGAAAUACGACUUGUCUAAGUGGAAGUACUCAGAGCUGCGGGACGCUAUAAAUACGUCUUGCGAUAUUGAAUUGUUGGAGGCUUGUCGUCACGAAUUCCAUCGAAGAUUGAAGGUCUAUCAUGCGUGGAAAGCAAGAAAUCGCAGGCGAACGACCAUGGAUGAAAAUGAGAGGGCUCCAAAGUCUAUCAUGGAAGCUGCUGCUAGAACACCCAGGACUCCAAUGAAACAGUCGAUAAACGAGUCCUCGCAACGGUAUUUCAGAAUUCCCUUCGUGAGACCAACUCCGACAGGACAGCCAGACAAUCCCCAUGCCACUGGUAAACGAGGAUGGUGGUACGCUCACUUUGAUGGUCAGUACGUGGCCAGACAGAUGGAACUUCACCCUGACAAGGCACCUAUCCUACUGGUGGCAGGUAUCGACGACAUGCAGAUGUGCGAGCUGAGCUUAGACGAGACCGGGUUGACCAGGAAACGUGGAGCAGAGGUGUUGGAGCACGAGUUCAACCGCGAAUGGGAGAAAAACGGAGGGAAACCGUACGUUCCCCCGUGCGACCGCAGGAAAUGAGGAUUCCUCGAGAAUAUUAAUACACGUUGAUAGUCUAAGCCCUCAUGAAUUUUUGUAUUUGUCGGCGUGGAUCCAAUUGGAAGGUAAACCCGCAGCACAGUGCCUUGAAACUGGUGCCUUUCGCGGUUGGCCACAGGCACGCCUGUAGACACCACGACAACAUCGAUUUCGUCGAUUCCGUUCCUGGAUCCGCGAUGCGACGUUGUAAAGUAACGUAUCUCGAUUCGUUUGCGAGACAAAUUUUCGUAUUCAGUAUUGGUGUGAUCAGUAUCGCUAAAUUGAAGGGUAGAGUUUUUUGUAUUACUUGACCUAGAAAGAUUAAGAGAAUGGCCUCUACAUUCCAUAGGUUACAGUGUGUUGAAAGUAUAUCUCGUUCGUCUUGCGUAGGUUAUUUAAAAAAAUUUAUCGGUGCUUAUUCCAUCAGAAUUGACGUUCAAGUCCGUUUCAAUUGGAUGAAGAUAUUUCUCAAGGAUAAAGCAUUGGCAAGUGAUUGGACACAAUAUUUUGUUUAGUCUUUCUAAGGUUAAUGGAGUGCGAGAGAGAGAGAGAGAGACACGUUGGUCGAACAAAAGAUCUCAUCGAAAUUCGAAUGAACUUCCUCGGGAGACAGUGUAAUUACGGAUGCCCGCAUGUUGUUAAUUUAUAAUAGUAAGUUUGAUGGUACACUGGUGGCGCGUGAACACGCUUUCACGGCAUGCAACGAUAAUGACACGAUGGUUCCUCGGUGUAACACAGAGCUUUGUUGAGAAAUAUUAUUUUUGAUUUAUUUAGCGGAGAUAAUUUCAUUAUACAUGAAGCAUACUAUUGCACAUUUAACGCGACGUCGGGGCGAACGAAGUGCGCGCACCACUUGUUCGACGACAAAUAAAUAAUAACUAUUGUAUCGCUUUCUCAUUAGCGGAAUGCUCUUCGUAGACCCCAGUGAACUAUUCUAUUGUUAGAGAGAUCGCGUUAAGUUCGUUCAUAUUCUAUAAUUACUUUAUCAUUAAGUCACUUUAAUACUAUGGUUUUCAUCAUGGAAACAUCAAUAAAAAGGAAAUGUCAAAUUGCAA
Molecule: messenger RNA, 4947 nt
Organism: Nomia melanderi (Alkali bee)
Lineage: Eukaryota; Metazoa; Arthropoda; Insecta; Hymenoptera; Halictidae
Gene: jar
Product: Myosin heavy chain 95F jaguar
Biological process (GO): actin filament-based movement; actin filament organization
Cellular component (GO): myosin complex; endocytic vesicle; actin cytoskeleton
Molecular function (GO): microfilament motor activity; actin filament binding; ATP binding
Source: RefSeq, a predicted model, not a curated record